AUGAAUCAGUCAAGGAAGAACACAGAGACCAUCACAGCCGCUCAAAAACACCUCCAGGCUGCCUCGAACUUGCUCCUGUCGACAUCACCGCAUAUAUCGGCUUUUCUAGCGUCACAACUCCAACAGACCAAGUCACCAUCAUUGUCGCACUCGAACGCUAUCCCGAACAACUGUCGCGCUUGUGGAAAUCCUCUGAUUCCCGGAUGGUCUUGUAUCGUGUCUAAAAGGAGACUUCCAGAGUCCUCAUCCAAGAAGCCCAAGACCAAGUCCAAAGUCGCAAAGAAGCCUGCCAUACCUCAGCACACGUACAUGGACUACAAGUGUACCCUGUGCAACAGCGUCAACACAGCCAAGUCGGAGACACAAGCCCCAGCCCGACGCUCUAAAUCAGCUAUAUCAUUUCUACAGGGCAAGCCUACUGUUAUGUCAACACCAGUCCAGACCAACGCUACAACUACUACGAAGCCGACCAUAGCAACAACAAGUACACCAAGUCCUGCUCCUUCAACAGCAGUCUCGUCGUCUUCUGAACAAGCUCGUGGUGGAGCAGACAAGAAGAGAAAUCGCAAGCAGAAACUCGGAGGCUUACAAGCCAUGCUGGCAAAGUCGAAAGCUCCGGCUUCCACACCCAAAGCUUUCGAUUUCAUGGACUUUAUGAAGACGACCUGA
Molecule: messenger RNA, 669 nt
Organism: Aureobasidium musti
Lineage: Eukaryota; Fungi; Ascomycota; Dothideomycetes; Dothideales; Saccotheciaceae
Source: the annotation of a GenBank genome assembly